GCAGUCGAACUACCAGGAGCCGCCCACGCUGAUCCGACUGCGCCAGCUCAUGAUUCUAGUGGACCAGGGCCUCAAGCCGACUGAGGCGCAGGUCACCGCCAAACUUCGAGAAGUCCUCGAUGGUAACGGGACCGGCCAGGGGCAGCCGACGGGCUCGGCCCCUGGAGCCGGCCGUGCUCCGAGAAGGUUCACACGAGGUGCCAACCUCAACGUGGAGAAAAACCUGAAGGUGUGGACGCAGCCUUGGGGCGAGGCCAAGUUCCAGGCUGCCGCUGCACUCCGUGACGCUGCUCCACCGGCGGCGGGACCCCACGUGGUGGUGUGCCAGACCCCGGACGAACACCAAGAAACCAUCAUAUGGAAGAAAGCCACGGCCUGCACGCAGCCGUGCACAUACAUCGUCUUCAACGCUGAUCGCGAAGACAUGCAGGACGAAGUGCUCGUGGAGGGUGCCCGCGGCCCAGUCCCGGUCCGCUGCCAGAUCGUGCAGUCUGGUGCCCAGGCGCCGGUGCGGUCGGGGCUCCCCUCGGGCAUGAAAGAUGAUACGCCAGAGGUGGCGGCCGCCGCCGCCCCAAACACCACCAUCUACAGGCUUACAGCUAUCAAGGCCUGCACCGAUGGUGCCAUCGUCGCAAAAGCUGAGGGCGAACCAGGUGCGCUGGGGAAUAUCGUGUUACCUAAAGAACUCUCACCGCUGGUGGUCCACACAAGGGCUGCCAUGAAUUAUUCAGAUGUGGUCACCGCCCUGGUUGUCGUGAAGGAAGCGGACCAGGACAAGAUCAACCAAGCGUCGCUGCCUCGGGGGUGCGUGUGCUCUCCGCAGGGGCCCCGUGACAUCCCACGCUACGUCACCAAGCUCCCAGAGGAGACGGAUGCAGCGUACUGGGCACGAGUCGACCGGAACAGGAUGGCGGCGCAGGGCCGUCUCGUGUACCGGAAGAACGACAAGGCCUACCUGGGCAUCAUUGCCAACAAAGCCAUCACCGACACGGUGGAAACCAUUCGCUGGAUCCUCAAGCGGGCCCCCCCCAACUGGACCUCCCCUGAGGACGUCAAGACGUGGGCCGAGGCUCGUGGGUUCACCAAGUUUGCCAAUUGCGCCCGGAUGGGCAAAAAGAUCUGGAGCUUCCACGCCGAAGCUGCUAGUGUGGCGAGCUCUUUCACCUUCCAGUCUGGCAUCUUUGUCGUGCAGGCCGGGCGCGGUGGAGGCGAUCGCAAGAAGCCCGACAAGGCAGCCCCGCCCGCUGGGCCUAGACAGCGCUGGGGCGCCCCGCCCCCCCGGGCGCGCGCUGCCCAAGCAGAUUCCGACAUGGGUGAGGAUGAAGCGGGCGCUUCGGCAGAGGCUCCGCCAGCUGCGGUAGGGGCUCUGGCGCUCACCGACGCUGGUGCGGCCGCCACUGGUGGCCCGGAGCAACCAGCCGCCAAGGCGGCCCCGGCGCAGAAAAGCCAGAAAAAGGAAACGCCCCUCCCUUGGGCAAACUUGUUCGUGGAGGAGGCGUGUGGCGGCCAGGGGGAUUGCCAGUGCAUUGCGCUAGCAGAGGCUCUCAACCACCUCGCCCCGACGAGAAAGGCCCCGGGCCCGAAUGACUUCAAGCCGGGUGGGCGUCUCCAGGCCAGCUUGCGGAUGCAGGCCGCCGCGGAGAUCAGCGACAACAAAGAGAAGUACGACAAGGCCACUUCCGAGUGCACGGAGAAGGUGGCGACCACGGGCACGAUGGGGGACAGCCUCACGCUGUGCGCCCUCGCUGCUGCCCUGAGGGUUGACAUCGUGAUCUGGCGGUGGUCCGAGGAGGAGCGGAAGUGGUCCCUCUUCACCACUGCUGCGGCCAACAAGCCAAAGAAGAAGAAGAAGAAGACCCUCUGGGUCGCGCUGAAGAGCCGCCACUACACGUGGCUAAAGCCCGUCAGCGUGGAGGAUGGCGACAAGCAGCGCCUGGACAUGCAAACGGCGGCCCUGGCCGCGCCGAGGGGCCGACAGGGCUUCUCGGGGGCAGGAAAGGCUUUCCCAUUCCCGUCCAAGAGCGUGCGGAGCCUGCUGGGCCUGGGCAGCAACACCUCGAAGGGCGUGUCCGCCAGUAAGAAAGCCCCCGCCUCCAAGGGCAAAGCAGCAAAGCGCAGCGCGGCCGCCUCCACGGCCGACGUUGCGGAGCUGCUGGGCCUCGACGCAGCCCCGGCGGCGGCAGCUGCCGACAGCGGUUGGAUGAAAUAUGAACACCUCAAGUGCACGUGCGGAUGGACCCCUGACCUGGCGUCCUCCGUUCCCGUGGACACGCAAGCACGACGCCGCUUCAAGGCCUGCAAGGACGAGCCGCCCCCGAAGCUGGGCCCGAGCCGCAACAACCUGAAAGUGCGGGCCAUGGGCGCCAAGGGCGUGGAAGUCACGCCCCGCAUGAACCUCGCGUACUAUACAUGCACGAAGUGUGGGAUGGGCAAGCGCCUCUCGGCAGCCAAGAUCACCCUCUGUAAGGCUCGCGGGGUGGCCGUGGGCAAGACGCAAGGAGGCAAGAUGCUCAAGAAGCUCCUUGGCCAGAACCGCUAUCGGCAGCGCCUGGCGGCAUUGUCCAAGGCCUCCGCCAAACUCAAAGCUCUGCCGCUGGCUCAGAGGCCGGUGUCCCGGACCCCCGAGUACGCGAGACGCAAGGCGUUGGAGUACUACCAGGCGGACCCCGCCAAGUUUGCUCUGCAACGCAGGACCUACGCGAGGAAGCACGCCAGGGCCAAGGGAGAGAUCAGCAGGGUCAUGCACGUAUUCAUCCAUGUCACCUUCACUUUCAUGCACGUGGUUAUCCAUUUCUUCUUCGUCCCUAUCGCGGGGGAGGGGGAGAUUAGCAGGGUCAUGCACGUGAUUCUCAAUUUCACCUUCACUUUCCUCCUCAUCCUCCUCGUCCCUACCGGGUGCGACGAGGGCCUGAGGCAGAAGCAACUUGACGCUCAUGGGGGCAAGAGAGAAGCCGCGGCGGCUGCCGGGGCUCCACAAACCCCGGCCGCCCAUGCAGAAGUUCCGCCUGGCCGCAAGCUCCGGGUGGCCAUUCUCAACGUGACCUCUGCCACCACUGCGCGCAUCAAGGCAAUGCUGGAAACAGAACUGGUCGAGUCUGCGGACAUCAUCUGCUUGCAGGAGGUCCGCCACACCACAGUGACCCCACGCUGGCUCAUGAGGCUGGCAUCCCAACGGGGAUGGGGUAUAAAGCUGUCGACGCCUUCCCCCGUGGACCAACGGGGCACGCACGUCCAGGGCGGCACCGCCAUCAUGUGGAGGCGCUCCUUGGGGAAGGUUUCCACGUACGCCCACCCGAAAGACCAUCGACUGGUGGGACUCCUGUUUGCGGGAGGUGCAGUCGUUUCCGCCUAUGGGCCGGCUUCACGCCCGUCCCUCGAAUGGGUCGAUAAAGCUGUGCAGUGGAUGGACGAGAAGUUCCACGACAAGCCGCAGGUGCUCAUUGGGGACCUGAACUGGAGGGAGAUGUACCGCCAGCUCGUCGCCGACGCCUGGCAGAUCGCCGACAUGCCGCUGGAGUGGAAGCCGUGGCCGGUGUCCCGCACCACAAGCUGGUUCUUCGAGGUGGACGUGCCGCUGCCGCCGCGGCCCGCCCAGGAGCGCCUUAAACGUACAUCUUUCUACACUUGGAAUGACAAUGCUAUUAUGCUCCCGGCCGAUGCGGGAGACAUCGUGUCCGCCGUCGAUGCCGAGUACCCUGUCCUGGAGGCCUCGUUCCCGCUGUUGGACAGGUGGAGGCGGUGGCACGCUCGGGCUGAGACUGUGGCCCGCCUGGCGUGCAGCCGGGACUUCAUGGAAAUGACUCGCACUAGGGAGCGGCCGAAAGCUUCCCCGCCCGAAUCCCGUCGGUGCGCCGAUUCGGCCCAGCACCGGGUGGAUGAAGCGAUCACUCUUCGACAGCUGCGGCGGCUACACCGCCGGUUCACCCACGGGAAGACUGCGGGGGUGGACUCGGAGCGCCUGUCACCCAAGCACUUGCACGACUUCGGCGUGGCAGCCCGUCAGGGAGCCCUCCACGCAAAGUGGUCCGACGCCCCGCUGUUGUGGCCGACGUACGCCGCCGCAGUCGACAUCAUCAAUGCCAGCAUCACCAAGGAGGAGCGGAAGGGCAAGGACGCCCGCGGCCGCCAAUGGAAACAACGCUUCACCGAGAUCACUCGGGACACUUGGGCCGCCGCCGGCCCUGUCAUCAAGCCGGGCCCCGAGGCGCCGACCUUCACCCCCGACUCCAUGCGGGCGGAGUGGGAGCCGAUCUGGAACCCGCCAGACUACAACCCGGAUGCCAUCCGGGCAGCUUGGUGCACCUACGCGGACAAGGCCGUCUUCCCGCAGUGUGGGGUUGCGGUUGACUGGAUCCCCGACUACGACGACUUCUCUGCCGGGGCGGCGGGCCUCGACGGCUGGUCAGCCGCAGAAGUCAAAGCUUUGACACGGCACUUCGAGUUCUUGAAGAUGGAGCUCUACGCGUUGUGGGUGGCAACCACACGCGCCGCUGGUGACCCGGCGGGCCUCCCGGAGGCCCUCGUCGACUUCCUCUUCUGCUGGCGGGUGGUGGGGAUCCCCAAGCCCAAGACCGACGCCUCCCGGCCGAUCUCGGUGGCGUCAUGCCUCGUACGGACGUGGCUCAGUGCAUGCGCGGCCAUCGCGCCCCACCCAGUGGACACGCAGCGGGCCACACGCCCCGGAGUCUCCGUGGUACACGCCAUCUCUUCUUGGCUGAGUGCGGCGGCGGCUGCUGACGAAGGCUGUGAGCAAGACCUCACAAAAGCGUACGACCGAAUCGACCACCUGCUGGCGACAGAGGCUCUGGACCGUGAAGGUUGGCCUCGGCACCUGCAGUGUCUGUUCAGAUGUUCCUGGCGGGGCCCCCGGUACUGCCAGGAGCCCAUCGAGCCUCGCUUCGGGUGGGGCCCCGUGCGAACGACGCUACGCCGCCUGGGCACACUCCCCGGGUCCGCCAAAGUCAGAGAGUCCCUGACAGCGGCUUACGCUUCGCCGAUGCGGUUGUGGGCAGCACCUGUGGUGGCGCCGCCCCCGCCAGACAUCACGCCCCUGGUCAUGAAGGCCGUGCUGCGCACCGGAUGUUCCUGGCGGUGCCGGGGCCGCUGGUGGGCCACCAGACUCUACCUACACCCGCUCCACGGGUCAAUUCUUCGCGGACUCAAGGUUGUUCUUGAUCCUGAAUUCUGUUGGAGUCCCCAUGUGGAGACGCAGAUACGUACCGCCGUGGAUCGGCUGGGGCUCGGAUUUCGAGACUACGACCGUUACUUUGGCCUGUGCAUGGAGGUGCUCCCGGGGGGCGACCCGCGGGUCCAGAAGGUCACAGACAGGGUGCGCCAGGGGCGCUCCUAUUUCUGGACGCGGUCCGAAGAAGCGCAGCAUUGCGCGGGGCUGGUGUGCCGCAUUCGCUGUCUGCAGCAGCGCGCCUCUAGCCGCAACGAUGUGGAGGGCGUGGAGGAGGUCGACGCGGAGGCCUCCAGCGACCCCCGGUGGAAGAAGUUCUCGGAGAGCCUGCCGGCCGCCGAGAAGCAGGCUCUGAACAUCUUCCGGUGUGGAGCCAUACGCACCCAGACCCGCAUCAGCCAGAACACCAGGUGUGCGCUGUGCGGAGCGCUCCACCCGAGUGCCCGGCACCUGUGGAGCGAAUGCAGUGGGAUGGGCGAAGCGAAGGAGAUUGCAAAGCAAGUUCAAGAGAAGGUGGAGGACUUAGAGAUCGAUAUCACGAACCUGCGGGUGCACGUGGAGCUGAUGGUUACUAAGGAGGAGGUGAAGGACCUAGUGAAGACCAUGGUGGAGCAGGAGGUGAAGGACAAUUUCAAUCAG
Molecule: messenger RNA, 5821 nt
Organism: Prorocentrum cordatum
Lineage: Eukaryota; Dinophyceae; Prorocentrales; Prorocentraceae
Source: the annotation of a GenBank genome assembly